AUGCACGCCGCCGCCUUCUCCAUGAGCGCUGCGCCCGCGCGCAACGUCGCCGCGGGCGCCACGGGCGUCAAGCGCAACGCAAACUUCGGCAAGCUGCAAGCUGGCUACCUGUUCCCAGAGAUCGCCCGGCGCAGGAACGAGCACAUGGAGCAGAACCCCGACGCGAAGAUCAUCUCCCUCGGCAUCGGCGACACCACCGAGCCCAUCCCCGGCCCCAUCGUCGACGGCCUCUCGAACGCCGCGAAGGGCCUCGGCACGCGCGAGGGCUACUCGGGCUACGGCAUCGAGCAGGGCCGCCCCGAGAUCCGCGAGGCGAUCGCGAGCCGCAUCUACGAGGGCAUGCGCAAGCCGACGGAGAUCUUCGUGUCGGACGGCUCGAAGUGCGACAUCGGGCGCCUCCAGAUGAUGUUUGGCCCCGGCCACAAGGCGGCUGUGCAGGACCCUGCGUACCCCGUGUACGUCGACACUUCGGUGAUGUUCGGGAACACGGGGGACUACAACGGCGCGGGCUUCGACGGCAUCGUGUACAUGGACUGCACGCCGGAGAACGACUUCUUCCCGGACCUGGCGGGCGCCGAGGACGCGGACCUCAUCUUCUUCUGCUCGCCGAACAACCCCACGGGCGCGGCCGCCACGCGCGAGCAGCUCACGCGCCUCGUCGACUUCGCCAAGGCCAACGGCAGCAUCAUCAUCUACGACGCCGCCUACGCGCUCUACAUCGACAACCCCGAGUGCCCCAAGUCCAUCUACGAGAUCCCCGGCGCCGAGGAGGUCGCGAUCGAGACGUGCUCCUUCUCCAAGUACGCCGGCUUCACCGGCGUUCGCCUCGGUUGGACCGUCGUGCCGGAGGCGCUCAAGUUCGCCGACGGCACGCCCGUGCAGCAGGACUGGACGCGCGUCAUGACGACGAUGUUCAACGGCGCGUCGAACGUCGUGCAGGCCGGCGGGCUCGCCGCGCUGUCGGACGACGGCUGGGCGGAGGUCCUCAGCAUGGUGGCGUUUUACAAGGAGAACGCCAAACUGCUGCGCCAGGCGUUCCUGGACAUGGGCUUCGAGGUGUACGGCGGGACGGACGCGCCGUACGUCUGGGUGCGGUUCCCCGGCAUGAAGUCGUGGGACACGUUCCAGGACAUUCUGUCGAAGUGCAACAUCGUGGUGACGCCCGGGUCCGGGUUCGGGAACGCCGGGGAGGGCUUCGUGCGCGCGUCCGCGUUCGGGCACCGCGAGAACGUGCUCGAGGCGAUCGACCGGCUCAAGGCGGUGUACUCGAAGACGCCUGCUGCGGCGUAA
Molecule: messenger RNA, 1290 nt
Organism: Pedinophyceae sp. YPF-701
Lineage: Eukaryota; Viridiplantae; Chlorophyta; Pedinophyceae
Source: the annotation of a GenBank genome assembly